CACACCUAUUCAGUGAGGAAGAAACAAGAAUGUGUACUGUGAAUACUACUCCUCAACAGUUUAUACUUGAUCAUGUUCAUUCUAAUACUUUUCUGUCUGCAUACGUACUUUGUUAGAUGUGCGUUUCCAUUCGGGGUUAUAGUUUUCACUUCUUGAGGCAACAGACCCUUUUUCUCAGUGACAGAAUGGCCUCUUCUCAAGGACUCUGCCGUCACCAGAGUGUUCCCGUUGAGAUGGAUGAGAGCAUGACAUCCUCCAGUCUGGACUUGGCCCUGCCUGCCUCUUGCAAACAGUGUAGUGGACAUACAGAGACCAGCAAACGGCUGCAGGACCAUGGCUAUGAGCAAGCUAGGGGGGCAGCAAACAAUGUCAGCCAGUGGAGACUCCCCGAGAGCCUGCACCAGCAUGAACCCAGAGCAGCCUGUCAUGUGGCCCCGGAACCUCGUUUCAUCCCCGCUACACGCUCAGGGGGACAGUUUGCAGAUGUUUGGCCUCAUGGCCUCAGAGAGCAGGCGCCGCUGUAUGAACAGGACUUCACGAUUAACCAAAGCGGAGGCUUUGCGAGUCCUUCAAACUGGCCCCAGGAUCACUCUGUGGAGGAGGCAGAACACUUGGAGCCCCCUCUCUCACUCAAGUCUGUCGUUAACUACGCCUACUACGUCCCAUCACAAUACCCUGCAGCAGCACGCAUGCCCGGCCCCAACCCAAUGCAGGGGAGUCGUCUCAGACAAUGUGCGUGCUGCCCUCCAGCAAAUCUGCCCCGUCACAAUAACAAUUAUUAUCAUCAUGAGCAUGAUUACCCAGCGGAUCCAUGCAAGGAGCCUCAACACCACCAACCGUCACGGACUCCACCCUACAAUAGGCUGGAACGUAAAGAUGCUCCCCAUGGGUCUGUGCCUCAGUAUAUGGCCCCUCAGAGAGAUGUGAUGCAUGAAGUCAGUGUGAAUCGCUCCCUCCAGGCUGGUCCAGGACCAGCCACAAGGGAGUUCAGGAGGACCAUCAGUCUGUCUGAGGAGUGUAGGAAUGUUUUCAUCACAUAUUCAGUGGAUACAGCCAAAGAAAUCAUUCCUUUUACCAAAUUUCUGACUGACCAGGGGUUCAAACCAGCAAUUGACAUCUUUGAUAAUCCAAUCCGAAGAAUGGGCAUCAACAAGUGGAUGGACAGAUAUUUGAACGACAAAUCAGUGCUCAUCAUCGUGGUCAUCAGCCCCAAGUACAAGGAGGACGUGGAGGGAGACGGAGACGACGAUCACGGUCUGCACACCAAGUACAUUCACAAUCAGAUCCAAAAUGAGUUCAUCCAACAAGGCUGCCUUAACUUCAGACUGGUACCUGUGGUAUUUCCUAAUGCAUCCAAGAGACAUGUCCCCAACUGGCUCCAGAGCACCAGGAUCUACCACUGGCCCCAGGACACCCAGGACCUGCUGCUGCGCCUGCUCAGGGAAGAGCGCUACAUCAUCCCCCAACAAGGGGCUGAACUCACCCUCACUGUUCGUCCCCUCUGAGAAAAACUAAACAAAAGGACUGACACGUCUGGAACAUAAGCAAUUUAAAAGAAAUGGAUCCUUUUGUCAAUGCCUCAACAUGCUGUAGGCAUGAGGACUGUUAAUACUGCAGAAAAAAGUGUUUUCAGAUACAGCUUUGCU
This is a messenger RNA of Perca fluviatilis (European perch), 1646 nucleotides long. RefSeq names its product TRAF3 interacting protein 2a (gene traf3ip2a). Gene Ontology annotation, biological process: positive regulation of canonical NF-kappaB signal transduction; humoral immune response. The transcript has 10 exons. The coding region runs from base 117 to 1505 and encodes 462 amino acids. NCBI's taxonomy places the organism in Eukaryota, Metazoa, Chordata, Actinopteri, Perciformes, Percidae. The record is from RefSeq and is a predicted model, not a curated record.